AAACGUGUAUACAUAUCUACCACACACGUACACAAUACAUAAAAGCGGAUUGGCAUUGAGGUCUGUUAUCUGAGGUUGAAGAAGUUGCAGAAAAUGGGAAGAGAUAGUGAUGCGGUGGAAAAAGGAUGCUGCAGUAAGGGGCCAGGUUAUGCUAGCCCGCUUGAAGCCAUGUUCGGUCCGAGGGAAACUCUUAUUUACGUUAAUUGUGUUAACACAGGAGGGGAAAAGGCAGACUAUCUUGCAACAAUUGAUGUUAAUCCAAGUUCUAGCACUUACUCAAAAGUUAUACAUAGGCUGCCAAUGCCUUACAUUGGUGACGAACUUCAUCAUUCUGGAUGGAAUGCCUGCAGCUCUUGCUAUCAUCAAUAUCCCUUAGCUUCACGUCGCUUUCUUAUCCUGCUUUCGCUAUUGUCUAGCCGCAUCUAUGUAGUGGAUACCCAAAAAGACCCAAAGGCUCCAAGUUUGCAUAAAGUCGUAGAGGCUGAAGAUAUAGUUGAAAAGACGGGAUUGACAUACCCGCACACUACUCACUGCUUGCCUUCUGGUGAUAUCAUGGUCUCCUUUCUUGGGGGCAAAAAUGCUACUGCUCAAGGAUGUGGAUUUCUUCUACUUGACUCCGAUUUUAAUGUUAAAGGAAGGUGGGAAAAACCCGGACACAGCCCAGUUUUCGGUUAUGAUUUCUGGUACCAACCUCGGCAUAAGACGAUGAUGAGUAGCUCGUUGGGAGCUCCGGUUGUGCUUACCAAAGAUUUCAACAUCGAGGAUGUAUCAAAUGGGCUUUAUGGGAGGCAUUUGCAUGUUUACAAUUGGCCAGAGGGCCAACUCAAACAGAUACUGGAUCUUGGAAACGCUGGUCUUGUACCUCUUGAGCUAAGAUUUUUGCAUGAUCCAACCAAAGAUACUGGAUAUGUGGGGUGCGCUUUGUCAGGUAAUGUUAUAAGAUUUUUCAAGAAGCUCGACGGCUCAUGGGAUCACCAGGUAUGUAUAUCAGUGGAGCCACUGAAGGUACAGAAUUGGAUUCUUCCUGAGAUGCCGAGUCUUAUAACUGACAUCGUCAUCUCAUUAGACGACCGUUUCUUGUACCUUUCCAACUGGUUUCACGGCGAUUUCAGACAAUAUAACAUUGAAGAUCCGUCAAAUCCUCGGCUAACCGGACAACUACACUUAGGAGGUUUGGUCCGAAAGGGAAGUCCUAUACUUAUUGAGGCCGAAGAUGGUUCCACGCACCAGCUUGAUGCACCACAACUUCAGGGAAAUGAAUUAAGAGGAGGACCUCAAAUGAUACAAUUGAGCUUGGAUGGAAAAAGAGCCUACAUUACGAACUCAGUGUUUAGCAGUUGGGACAAACAAUUCUAUCCGGAGCUUGUAGAGAAAGGUAGCCAUAUGAUACAAAUUGAUGUGAAUACAGAGGAAGGUGGGCUUAUGAUCAACCCUAACUUCUUCGUGGAUUUUGGAGCUGAACCAAAUGGCCCUUCUUUGGCGCAUGAGAUGAGAUAUCCUGGUGGGGAUUGCACCUCCGACAUUUGGAUUUAAGCAUCUCAUUAAAACUUGCUCUAUCUUCUUCUUCUUCUUCUUUUGGAUAAAUUAACAUUAUUGAAUAAAGAAAUUUUAAAGGCCGGCCCACAGGGAAUGCGAACCCAAGAUCUUUGGCCUAAGACAUUAA
Salvia miltiorrhiza (redroot sage) is the source of this 1663-nucleotide messenger RNA. Its product is annotated as selenium-binding protein 2-like. The transcript has 7 exons. NCBI's taxonomy places the organism in Eukaryota, Viridiplantae, Streptophyta, Magnoliopsida, Lamiales, Lamiaceae. Bases 94 to 1533 code for a protein of 479 amino acids. The record is from RefSeq and is a predicted model, not a curated record. Gene Ontology annotation, molecular function: selenium binding.